AUGGUGAUAUUGUGCAGAGUAUUCCAACACAAUAUCACCAUGCGGGUGAACAUUGCCUACUGUGACACUGAUGGCUGCAACGCCGGGGCAAUCCCAGUGCCAACCGUGAGCCUCAUUCCCAACGGCUGGCAGUGCCCAUCAUGCUACGUCAUGGGGGCAGAUCGCUGCGAGGACAUGGAGCCCUUACCCUGCACUGGCGCCGAGGAUCAUUGUGUUGAGAUCACGGGGACAUUAACAAUGGGUGACAUCACUGUGACGAAAGCUGCGUCUGGGUGCAGCUCCCCUGGAGACGGCACCCUGAGAGUGGGAGUAAAGAAGUAUGCCCAGGGUGUGAUGGAAAUGCUAACCCAGGCCAAGUGCUACCAAACUCCUAAGGCCGGUAGAGUCAUCAGGGAGCCCUGA
Chelonia mydas (Green sea turtle) is the source of this 402-nucleotide messenger RNA. RefSeq names its product phospholipase A2 inhibitor and Ly6/PLAUR domain-containing protein-like. NCBI's taxonomy places the organism in Eukaryota, Metazoa, Chordata, Testudines, Cheloniidae. The coding region runs from base 1 to 402 and encodes 133 amino acids. The record is from RefSeq and is a predicted model, not a curated record. The transcript is spliced from 4 exons.